Molecule: messenger RNA, 1738 nt
Organism: Amoebophrya sp. A120
Lineage: Eukaryota; Dinophyceae; Syndiniales; Amoebophryaceae
Source: the annotation of a GenBank genome assembly
AGGCGAAACACCUGCAGUAUGAUGAAAGUUUUAUCUCUUUCCCCACCCCAUGUCCGAUUAUUACAUCACUUUUUUCCACGGCCAGUAAAGAAGUCGCACCUGUGUAAUCUUUUCUCAAAUUGAUCUAUCACCACAUGAUGCAGUGGCCACCUGGUGCGAUAAAGACGAUGUCCAGGCAACAUCUGUAUUUAUGCCAGACCGGACGGGAUGCGCGGCCAGCGCCCCACGCUUGUUCCUUCAUCAUCCUCAUCUCGUUGUUAUUGUCCGCGACACUUUCCCCGCCAGGGCAGUUUCUCUUUGAGACUGAGCAGCAGGAGCGUCAUGCUCAUGGCAGCAGAUUCAGAGCCGGCAGCCUCGUUUUCGCGACUAAGCUUUUGUCGAAGAGCACUACGACAAAAAGAAUGGAUACAGUGGAAGGUGGAGACCCGCGGGGGCGGCCGACGAGUGCAAGUGUGAUUACGCAACACCCUUCUCAUCUUCCUCAGCGGCCCACAAGAGCAGCACCCGGUCGUAGAAGUAAUAACCCAGCCAAAAGUAAAAGAAUCCUUUCCGCCUUCCUCGCCAAAAAAGAGACGCAGCAACUGCGAGAAUCCGACAAAGAGGACAAUAAGUCGUGCACGCAGGACGAUUUGGGAGAAAGGGAAACAUGCGAGCUCUCGCUGUGCGCAACACAUCCUAAAUGCAGUGAACUCGGACUCGCCGACAAGUGCUGCCCCACAGGAGCCGGGACCAACAGCAUGGUGCUCGGCUGUUGCGACAAAACGCUAUUAGACGACCCGAAGCUUUGUCGCAACAACGCAAAGUGUGUCGAGAACGGGUUAACUUCUGGUCAGUGCUGCCCGACGGCUGAAGGGGUCAUGCUUGAUUGCUGCGACGAAAAGCAGCCCAGUAGUUCAAGCUCCUCAAGUAGUAGCAGCUCGACUUCUGUGGCACCACCACAACUACCCGUAGGCGGAGACCAGGGCACUGGGAUUGUACAAAAGCCCGUAGGGGUAGUGCAACAGCCUCAAGGUCAAGAACCAGGCGCAGGCCAGCCGGAUGCAAGUACUCCCCCUCGUCCUACCACCACUCCAACAACACCGACCACGCCGAAAAAGACUGCCCCACCGACCGUCGUCCCCAAUAAUGAUUCCAACGGGAAUGCUGCUGCACGGGAACAAGGCGAGACUGGUACUGGAGACGGAAUUUUGUUUUCUUCCGGGGAACAAGAAGAAACUGGAGGACAAAAUGAAAUUGACGGGGGCGAAGAAGAGGGUCCUCGGGGAAGUACCGCUCAAUCCGCAUCCGCUAGCGGGAAAAAGACUGCUCCGGUACCAGAGGAUGCGUUGGAGGACGAAGUAGGCUGCUGUGCGAGUGGGGAUUCAUCGCGCGCUCCGGCUGCUCCUAGUAUUACCCCUUGAUCAUGAAGCGCGUUGAGCAGCUUCGUGUCGUUUUCCGGAGGUAUCGAAUGCUGCGACUAGGCGCAGCAGCGUCUCGGAUGAAAAGUGUCAUGAGCUUCCUCUUCAAAGCGACUACAUGACUAAGCACCACGAACAGUACGAUCACUGCUCCAUGUAGCCAAGCUAGAAUUUCAAUCCUCACGCUAAGAACUACAUCAAACCUGCUCUUCUCCAAAAGAACAGCUGCACAUUACCUGGUGCACCUUUCAAACCCCGUGGUAUUUUUGACUGUGCUUCCGUAAUAUCCUAAUCCUAUCCAUUCGUUUUCGUUCCGCCACCGCCACGGGACCAACGACCCG